Messenger RNA from Pestalotiopsis fici W106-1, 321 nucleotides. RefSeq lists its product as uncharacterized. The transcript has a single exon. Lineage: Eukaryota; Fungi; Ascomycota; Sordariomycetes; Amphisphaeriales; Sporocadaceae. The record is from RefSeq and is a predicted model, not a curated record. Bases 1 to 321 code for a protein of 106 amino acids.
AUGCGCCCGGAACACGGCAUCGAGGUCGUUGAUUUCUUCUUUGCCGCCGGCUCCGAGCUGCAGAUGAACCCACUAGGCGCAAAUAACGAGUUUAAGAAGACAGGAAAAUCAAGUGACGGAAAAUUUCUCAACGUCUUGGUUAAGAAUAACGGUGACGAAAGAACCGUCUCCAGCAACCAGGCCGUUGAUGCAUGGAUUCGGGAAUGGGUCGGGUGCGAGCAUGGCGGUGAGAGGAGUUACGAUGACAAGCUCGAUUAUACGUAUGUUGCCUUUUCUUUCCUUGGAUUUCAUGGGGACCGAGAUCCACAUGUACAGAUGUGA